Messenger RNA from Cajanus cajan (pigeon pea), 2047 nucleotides. RefSeq names its product Mannose-binding lectin superfamily protein. Gene Ontology annotation, molecular function: carbohydrate binding. The record is from RefSeq and is a predicted model, not a curated record. NCBI's taxonomy places the organism in Eukaryota, Viridiplantae, Streptophyta, Magnoliopsida, Fabales, Fabaceae.
ACAAACACACCCUCUUCCCCCAUAAAUUCCUCCUGUGCCUUCCGCUAUCUGCACUCACAUUAACACUAGCAGUUUUGUUAGUCCAAAGUCUAUCAUUCUUGUCCCUGAAGUAGAACAAGAUGAGUUUUGAGGAUUCCGUAAAGAAAUCUGAGUCAGUUGGGCCAUGGGGAGGUAAUGGAGGGUCUCGUUGGGAUGAUGGUAUAUACUCAGGAGUAAGGCAACUAGUGAUAGUUCAUGGUGCAGGCAUUGACUCCAUUCAGAUUGAAUAUGAUAAGAAAGGAACCUCUAUUUGGUCAGAGAAGCAUGGUGGAAGUGGAGGCCAUAAAACUGACAAGGUGAAGCUUGAUUAUCCAAAUGAAAUCCUAACUAAAAUUCAUGGAUACUAUGGAAGCCUAAAUCAAUGGGGGCCAAACUUAGUUCGGUCACUGAGUUUUGAGAGUAACAAGAAAACUUAUGGACCAUUUGGUGUUGAACAAGGGACAUGUUUUUCAGUCCCUUUGUCUGGGGCCAAAAUUGUUGGGUUCCAUGGCAGGUGUGGUUGGUACAUAGAUGCCAUUGGAGUCUAUCUCAAGUCCUUGAAACAACCAAAUCCAUCCAAAAAUUUGGCUCAAACCCAAAGCCCCAUUACUAAUAUGACUGAGAAUUUUGGUUAUUCUGUAAUACAAGGAACUGUGAACCAAAACUACGAUAUUGUUCUUGCUGUGAGACAAAAAGAUGAUUUCAACAAACCUUUAGCAAACAAUGUCACCAAGAAGAUUUCUAUUGUCAAAGAAUCCAACAAUAUUGAUCACAAAGAAAAGAUGGCUCAUGUGGAGAAGUCAACCUCUAAGGUUGGAGGUGUAGUCACAUACGGGCCUUGGGGUGGCAUUGGUGGAUAUGUAUUUGAUGAUGGAAACUACACAGGAAUCAGGCAAAUCAACUUGUCAAGAAACGUUGGAAUUGUAUGGAUUAGAGUUUUGUAUGAUUAUGAUGGGGAGGCCAUAUGGGGAUCCAAACAAGGUGGAACUGGUGGAUUUAAAAAUGAUAAGGUAGUCUUUGAUUUUCCAUACGAAGCCCUGACACAUAUAACUGGCUAUUAUGGCUCUUUGAUGUAUAUGGGACCCGCUGUUAUUAGGUCACUAACUUUCCACACCACCAAAAGAAAGUAUGGACCAUAUGGGGAUGAACAAGGAACUUACUUCACCACAAAAGUGAAAGAAGGUAAAAUUGUUGGCAUUCAUGGGAGAAAAGGUUUGUUCCUAGAUGCUUUUGGAGUACAUGUGGAAGAAGGGAAAGUAGUAGUGCCUAUGGCAACUCCUUCCAAGGAAAUCAUCCCUAGAGAAACAAGUAUUGGUGAAACAGGCAGUGCUCAAUGGCCUACAAAACUAGUACUUGCUAAGCCAUCAUCAACAUCUCAAGAGGUUUGUUGUGGUGUGAUGAAAGAACCAGCUCCAUGUGGACCAGGGCCAUGGGGUGGGGAUGGAGGUAGACCUUGGGAUGAUGGAGUCUUUUCUGGGGUUAAGCAGAUUUAUUUGACAAAAGUAGCAGAAGGCAUAUGCUCUAUUCAAAUUGAGUAUGAUCGAAACAUGCAAUCUGUGUGGUCUGUGAAACAUGGUGGUAAUGGAGGAGACACCAUGCAUAGGAUACAACUAGAGUAUCCACAUGAGGUGGUGACUUGCAUAUCUGGCUACUGCGGGUCAAUUGCUACGGAUGAGAGGCAUGUAAUCAUAAAGUCGCUGACUUUCAAGACCAGUCGUGGGCAGUAUGGUCCAUUUGGCGAAGAAGUAGGGAAAUUCUUCACCUCAACCAUCACAGAGGGCAAGGUGGUGGGUUUUCAUGGUAGGAGCAGCUUGUACUUGGAUGCCAUUGGGAUUCACAUGCAACACUGGCUUGGAAAUCAGAAAACUUCAAGGUCCUUCCUCUUCAAGCUAUUUUGAUCAUGUUUCUGACCAAAACAACUAUUUGCCAUUUUUCCAAGUGUUGAGGGGAGUUGGAAAUUUUUAUGUUAAGAGGUUGCAAUUUGAUGUAAUAAUAAUGUGUGGAGAAAAAUUGAAGUGUAACAUGAGAA